UACAGGCCGGCGCUUCAAUUUCGGAAUCUUGCACCCACUGAAGUAAACCUCGGGAAAUUCAUGAUUCAUUAACGUUACGCCAUUACUCUUUUCUAAAAUGUAACGUAGCGUGUCGCGGAGGAAAAAAAACGCGCUAGUGGAAAUUUGUACCAUUUGGAAAUUCUCAUAACUAAUUCACAAUUUUUUUGAGGAAGCAGUUGUGCAGUCAUCUCUGGUCGGGGAGGGAAGAUUUCUGGAGCGGGAGCCUGUUUCGCAUGAGCUGCAUCGUUUUUGGAGAAGCACAGGCUCAGAGGAGGUGGAGUCAUGAGUGCACAAGAGGCACCCAUUCCUGGGAAGGAGAAGGCGGAUGGUGGGAGUGCGGCCACAGAUGGUCCCUCACCAACCUUAGUCCCAAAGACUAAGAACACAACUCCACCACCUGUCACAGUAAAGAAAGAGCCUGGGACCUCAGAGACGAGUAAUGGGAAAGUGGGUGAUGCCAAUCCUGCUGAGAUCUGUGUUGUCAUUGGAGGAAAUGAUGGAGGAGCCAGUGGAGGUGCAUCCCGUAGAGCUCAGACCGAGGGUAUGUUUGCCCUUGGUACUCCUCCUCCAACGAAGAGCACAGACUCAUGCAUAGGUUCCUAUGUAUGCGGGGUAUGUGGGAAGAAAUACAAAUAUUAUAACUGCUUUCAGACACACGUCAGGGCACACAGAGAAUCAGAUAGCAUGGUUGCAGAUGGUCUUCCCCAGACACCCAACAUCUUGUCUCCUCACUGUAGCCGCCUUCCCAUAGGUGACAUCCUAAUACCAGAUAGCUUCCGUUACUCCUGUGACAUCUGUGGCAAGAAAUAUAAAUACUACAGCUGCUUCCAGGAGCACCGUGACCUGCAUGCAGUUGAUGAUCCAUAUGAACAGGUAGUGUUGCCUGUGGAUGGCCUUAAAGAGGAGGAGCCAGUUGAACCCUACCAGAAAAUUGGACCAAAAACUGGGAGCUAUGUUUGUGAGUUCUGUGGGAAGCAGUACAAGUAUUUCAACCCAUACCAGGAGCAUGUUGCUCUUCACACACCUAUGGGCUCUUUUGAUUUGAAGACAUCACGGGUACAGGAAUGUGGUAGCAUGGAUAUGAGUAAAUUUGGCCACAGCCAAACCGGUAAGAUUAAAAACAGUCCAUUCAGGCGGAAACUGGAAGGUGCAAUUCAGUCUAGUCUGGUUGACACAAACAGUUCACAGAAUUCAAGCGGAACUCCGAGCCCUCUGGUGGCCAGCACCUUCUCUACAACACAGAAACCCUACACUUGUGGUGCCUGUGGCAUCCAGUUCCAGUUCUACAACAACCUGCUGGAGCAUAUGCAGUCCCAUGCUGCGGACAAUGAGAACCACACCAAAGGGGACUCUCCCAAAACCUCCUCAGCCUCCGGUCCUCAAGAGCAGCUGUGGAGAGGCUCUCAGGCUCCGGCCCAUUCCUCAGUUAAACUACAAAUCCCGCCUCAAAGUAUCUCCCAGAGAAACCACACAGUCAGCCAGAAUAACGGACUACCUGAGAAGGAACGACAACAGGUGGCUGAGCGCCUCUUACGGGUAAUGUGUUCAGAUCUGAGCAUGCUAAACGUGCUCAACAGCAAGGACUUCCUGAAGUUGGCACAGACCCUAGUGGAUACGGGUGCUCGUCAUGGUGCCUACUCCACCCGUGAUGCUUUUGGCAACAUGAGUGCCUUGGCACUGCGCCAGCUGCCCCGCAUGUACAACCAAGUCAAAGUCAAAGUCACAUGUGCUCUAGGCUCCAAUGCUUCCCUUGGUAUCGCUGUCACCUGCCACUCCCAGACAUCAGGCCCAGAUGCUUGCUAUGUUCUAACAGCCUACCAGGUGGAGGGGUCGAGACUGAAGCGCUAUGUGCUCGGUGUGAGGGAGGCUGAACUGAGGGAAGGGCCCGAGCAGGUUCACCACUGGGUGCAGAAUGUGCUGUCUGAGUUUGUGAUGUCAGACAUUCGCACAGUGUAUGUCUCGGAGCCCAAAGUCUGGGCAGCAGGAUUUGCGGGAUCGCCACUUGGUGGUGGUGGCCGGAGCAGGAUAUGCUUGCGAUGCGCGGGGUGUUCACUCGGGGCAGUUGUCCAGGCUGUUCUUGGGAAGCGCAGCCUCCAGGCUCGAGGCCUUCAUGAGUUGUCUGAGCUUCUCUCAACGUGCCGAGAUAUUGCCUCCUCCACCACGCUGUCCCUUCGUGAGGAACAGUGCACCAACACAUCCACAAGCACAACUGAGGAAGGUACACAGGGCAGCCCUUCACAAUGCCCCAACCCUCCUUGCUGGGAUCGUAUGGCUGAAGCUCUUCUGCAGGUCCAUGCCCACUUUGAACAGAUUUGUGAGGCUUAUGGACGCAGUAAGACCACGGCUCCUCUCCUCCAAGGUCUCAACAAGCAUCUGCUAGGUACGCUGGCUUGUCUGCUGGCACCUCUGCGUCUGGCAGCUCUGGAGCUGAGCAGCCAGAGGAGACCAACCUUACAGCAGGUGCUGCCCGUCUACCUACGCUUGGAGAAGUUUUUCACUUCCAAAGCUGGAGAGGCUGGAACCGGCACGGCUAGCAAACUCUGCCACUACUUCCUUGAAGCACUUAAGGAAAAUUUCAAGGUUGAACGAGCCCACCAGGUAGCCAUGGUCCUGGACCCACAGCUCAAGCUGCGUUCAGUGCCAGCAUACCAGCAUGAAGAUAUAAUCUCGCGUGCAUGCGAAAUGGCUGCUGAAUCCAGGGAUGGAGGUAUGACUGGUGGUGGAGGUUCAGGUGGUGAAGAGCGGGACAAUGAUGGCCCACCAACCCCUAAAAUAAGCCGCGUAGAGGGAGGGGGAAACAACGGUGGCACUUUAAGGGGGACCUCCUCAUCUUGCACAGUGUCUGGUAAUGAUGAGAGUCAGAGCCAAGUUAGACAAGAGAUUUUUCAAUACUUGGCUGAGCCUCUUCUCCAAGGCACACCUGACCUCUUCCAGUACUGGAGCUCAGCAGUGAAUGAGAAGUUUCCCAGGCUUGCUCGCUUGGCAAUGUGGCUCCUUGCUGUGCCUGCUGUGGGCAUACGCAAUGAGUGUGCAACUGUGUGCGAGCAGAGCCUGGCUAUGAAGAGGAGGCAGCAGGUAACCACUGAGGAGAUGAACAAACUAAUUUUCCUUCGCUCAAACAUGGGCUAGGAGAGAAUCUUGACCAACCCUUAUCAACCAAACCUUCACCCCCAACCAAUGACUGAAGACUAUUAUUUAUAUACUGUAGGUUUAGAACAACUGUAAACUUAAAUGUGUUAAAUACUCAUCGAGAAAGAUAUUUACAGGAAACUCACAUUGUAUAGGUUGCAACACCAUAAAACAAUAUGACUUAUUACAUUUAUAUGGUCCUUUCAUACAAACAGUACUUUACAAACUCCAUAUAAGAAAGGACUGUUUGUAAAGUACUGUGGACAAAAUGUAGGGGUGGAACGGUAACUCAAAAGAUUGUCUCGUUUGGUACGCCACCCUCGGUUUGGGAUGCACACGUAAGCAGGAUCAGUCUUAUCAUGGCCAGUGACUUGAAUUACUCCAGCCUACUGACUAAACUGGUAAAAGGCUGCAAUGCUGUUAUUCUCACUGACUGGCAACAUUUUCAGGUAAAGUCAGCGUUCACUGCUUGGAACGACUGUCACAGACCUCUGAAAACACACAACAGUAAGUAAUGUUGCAUAUAGCUACAGUAUUUGGGGAAUGAUCAUUUUCAUUGGUGUACAACAAAAAAAUCAAGAGGUGAAUCUUCACUGCCAUUGCAUCUCUGCCGAUUAAGUGUACUAGGUUUAUUAUUUACUAUUGCGUAUCACUGAAAAUAUUUAUUUCAGCAUCAGGUCAGGAGCUAAAUCAUUGCAGCUAAUUUGAAGGUUGCUUCAGUGGCCUAAAAAUGUAGUUGUGGAUCAUUGUAUGCAUUUUUCAUUCAAAAGGGUAAAACACAGCUGAUAAAAACAUUAAUAGGGAUAUGAUGCUUUCCGGUUGUUGUUUUUUGUUACAAAAAGAAAAGUCAUCCAAUGGUUUGUUUUCUUUCUAAAAUUAACUCAAGAGGCCUUAUGCUGCUGGAUAUGCUGGUCAAAAGGCUAGAUUAGCACAGAAGGGCCUAUAUCAUGAAGUUAACUUGAAUAAAGUCAAACCUUUUGUUGAAUUUUUUUCCGUGCACAGAGAGGACAGAAUCCUAUUAGAACUUGUUUGCGGUCAGCUUUUACCAACAGGGAAUUAAAUGCCAUUUUGGAUAAACCAAUAUUUUAUUAUCUUUUAAUACCUGAUGGUACAACCCAGCUUGUAUGUCAGUAAAUACACAAUAAUGACAUCUAGAGGCCAUUUUGUGUGGCUUGAUGAUAGUUUCCAGUGCUGGUACUUAAGGAAUGUCUCAUCAGUCAGCUCUGUGAAAAGAGAUGUCAAUACACUUCUUUAUAUUGGAGGUGUUUUACCUGUGCAUUUCCCUCAGAUAAACAGCAGUAAUAUUAUUAGCCAUCAGUUUGGUAAGCUUGUUGGCAAGGAUUUAAUGCAUACUUGCAUAAAUCCUUGUGUGGAUGUUGCCCACUGUGUGUAUGGGUGUUGUUUAUUAUUAUUAUUAUUAUUAUAUUUGUGUGUGUAUAUAUAUAU
Molecule: messenger RNA, 4596 nt
Organism: Perca fluviatilis (European perch)
Lineage: Eukaryota; Metazoa; Chordata; Actinopteri; Perciformes; Percidae
Gene: znf618
Product: zinc finger protein 618
Exons: 15
Coding region: 304-3150 (948 amino acids)
Molecular function (GO): protein dimerization activity
Source: RefSeq, a predicted model, not a curated record